AUGAAGGUUAACUUCCUUAACAGAAAAACUACCAAUGACUUUUAGCCCCGAUAAAUUGCAACGAAGCUGAAUUCAACUAACUACAAAUAACCUUUUGAGCUGCCCUCUUAACCUUAUAAGGUGAAUUUAGGUUCAAUUGAAAGAACAUUAAUGUUGAAUGGAACUAUUAGCAAUAAUGGGAAUAUGCAGAAUUAAGUCUAGACUUAAAAUAAAUUGAUAAAAGGAACUUUGAGUAGAGAGACACUCUUUGGCAGUAAAACUAGUUGCUAUGAAAGUAAUUAAAAUAAUGAAGUAAAAAGCAAUAAUCCUCAUCAUGGUGCAACUGUCAGACAAAAUCAUAGCAAUAGUAAUAAGUUACAGCAAAACCAGACAAAAAGAAGAUUCUUAUCUCCAGAUGAAGAACAAAAUGUUGAAUUGGGGGUAAACAUAAAUGGCCUAGGACUCAGCAAAAAGAAUGUCAUUCACUCAUCCAAAAGGAAUAUUAGUAUGUAGAGGAAAUAAACAUUAAAUUCCUCCUCAAAUUCUAUAAGCAAUCAGGAUUAAUAAGCUUAGCCUUAAAUAAGAUAGGGGUUCAUUAGAAAGGAGGACCAAAUCUUGUAGAGACUCAUCAAUCAAGAGAAAUAUCUUGACUCUUAACUUAAACAGCUUGAAUAAAAAUAUAGUGAAAUGGAAAUAAAUCCAGGAACUUACAAUAGUAACGGCAGAAUACUAGCAGAUUCUAAUUUAUUUUUAGACAAAGCUAGCCUACUACAGAGAGCUGAAAAAGCUCAUCAAGAAUUAAGAAACUACUUUGCUAAGCUAGAUAAGAACCAAUUCACUGCAACUUAAUCUUCAUCUGAUUCUACAGCUGAAGAUAAUAAUAUUGGUGGCCUGUCAUCUCUCCCACCAAUUGAUUCAUUGCCAGGGACAGCUUCAAAUGGUAAAACAAUGCUACAUUCUAGUGGGACAAUGUCAAGAGCUGACACAGCUACGAAUGAGAGUAACAAGGACAAUCAAAUGCAUAAUUAGAUUCAAAAUAGUUAAGCAAGAAGAAGGCCAGUUCAAUCAUAGACUAGGGUUUAAAUGUCAUUUAAAGAUCAGGCACAAUAAAUUAUUCCAGAUACAAUGGAUAUGUAGUUAAGGAAGUAAAUAACCAGCUCAGACGACCUAAAUAUAAAUAAAUUAGAGGAUUAUUAAUUGAUAAGACUAUUAGGCUCAGGAGCUUAUGCUACAGUUAAACUUGGCUAAAACAAAAAGUCUAAAUAAAAAGUUGCCAUCAAAAUUUAUCCUAAGUACAAGCUAAACGAUCCAACUAAGAAAAAAGCUGUAUAAAGAGAGAUUAUAUGUAUGAAGAAGCUUGACCAUCCAAACAUAGUAAAAUUAUUCGAGAACUUUGAGACAUCUAAAGAAGUCUACCUAAUUUAGGAGUAUAUUAACGGAGUUAGUCUGUAUCAAUAUAUUAAAAACAAGACUUCAAAGAGAAUCUUAGCUGAGGAUCAAGCCAGAUUCUUCUUCAAGCAGCUUUGUGAAAGUGUGAGAUAUCUUCAUAGCUAAAAUAUCUGUCAUAGAGAUCUCAAACUUGAAAAUAUUCUAGUAGACGACAGAAAUAAUGUAAAACUUAUUGACUUUGGCUUUAGUAUAUGUACUCCACCUGAUUAAAAGCUAAAGAUAUUCUGUGGGACCCCAUCUUACAUGGCUCCUGAAAUAGUCUUGAAGAAAGAUUACUGUGGUUUCUCAACAGAUGUAUGGUCAUUAGGGAUCAUCCUCUUUGUGAUCCUAUCAGGCAACUAUCCAUUCAAGGGCUAAAACGAGAGAGAUUUGUUUAGUAAAAUAUCAAGAGGGCUUUUCCAUAUGCCUGAAACCGUACCUUUCGAGGCAAAGCGACUCAUUACUAAAAUGCUCAAUGUAGAUCCAUUGAAAAGACCUUCAACUAAGGAAGUAAGAUCAUAUUCCCUUUUUACAUUACUUUAGUUAUGUGCCGAUAGAUGGCUAUCUUUUCCAAGAGCAAUGGUUGGAAUGACUGGCAGCUUUAUCUCUCCAGCAUAAUUCUUCUCUAAUUCAGAAAUUAUCCUCCAAUGA
Stylonychia lemnae is the source of this 2058-nucleotide messenger RNA. Lineage: Eukaryota; Ciliophora; Spirotrichea; Sporadotrichida; Oxytrichidae. The record is from the annotation of a GenBank genome assembly.